Messenger RNA from Caenorhabditis angaria, 4561 nucleotides. The record is from the annotation of a GenBank genome assembly. Lineage: Eukaryota; Metazoa; Nematoda; Chromadorea; Rhabditida; Rhabditidae.
AUGGGUGUUGCUGAUGAUGUUCACAGUGUUGUUUUGACACUAACAACAUCUGGAAAACCGAUGACACCAUCGAGUAUUGAAAAAGAGUGGAAGUACGUUGAAAUUUUAAUUAUAUUUGGGAGGAGAAAGGGGCGGGUCUGGGGAUGUUAACGUUAGCUACUAUAUAAAUAUAUCACAUUUUCCUUUUUUUCUUGAUUUUUGGAUGCCCCAUUUCAGUUGAUCUACUUCAGAUUCAGAAGCUAUUUGACAAGUUCAGAACCUAACCACUUUCUUUGCGAGAUAUUUUCAAUUCAGUGAUUCGAAUUGUUAUUCAAUUUUAUAAAUAUUGUCAGACUUUCUCCAAAAUCUAAAAGAUAAUUUUCCAAAUUUUCUAUUAUUCAAAAAGCGCCAUAACAUUGACUCCUCUCUUAAAAGUUGUUUUGUAUUCAGAGAUCUUCGUGGUGUUGAUUUGAAUGCUCUCAUUCGCAAAGAAGGGCUUUAUUCUCGACUCAACGAUCUUCUCGCAAGCAAUACGCAUUUGUUCACACAACAAGGAUAUGUAUGUUUAUCAUAUCUUUCUUUUUCUUACUUCAAUCUUUUUUUGAAGGGUUGGUUGGCUGUUCAAACAUCUGAAACACAAGAAGUUACGAAUGUAAUGAGAGCAAGUCGAGGUGGAAAAAGAAAUGGUGGAAAUUCGAGAGGAGGAAAUAUGAAUCGAGGUGGCGGAAGAUCUGGAGGAGGAGGAAUUCCUCGAGUUGAUCAUAAUCAACGAUAUGGAAGUGCCUUUCAUAAUCCGGCGAAUUCGAGAGGAAGAGGAGGUUUUAAUAAUAGUGGAGGAUUUGGUGGAGGAGGAGGAGGAGGUGGAAAUGAUCGAAUUAAUUCGAGACCGUUUCGAUCACAACAACAAUAUCAACCACAACCACCACCGCCACCUCCAAUUGGAUUGAAUCCAACUUCAUCGAGAUAUAAUGGAAAUAACACCAAUGAUUUUGGAUCGUAAGUUUUUUUUUCAUUCAAGAAGACAAUAGCAGAAACUGCAGAACAAUCCAAUUUUUUAAAAAUAAAUUCUCUUCAGUUUCUAAAUGUGAUUUGCCCACAGUUCUAGCCAAUUGAUAUUUCAAAUCCCAACUUACAGAUCUCAACAACAACAACAUCGUCGAUCUCCUAGUUAUUCACCACCGAGGAGAAAUUACAGUACUUCGAGAAGAAAUUCGCCGGCUUAUGAUGAUGAUCGAGAUAGACCAAGUUGUGAGUUGAAAUAUUCAAAGUUUUUCAUUUUUUUCCGAAUUUAUUUAGUCGCAAGAUAUGAAGAGCCGGUUCGACAGACAAGAUAUGAAGAACCAAUUCGGCAAGCAAGGUAUGAAGAACCGGUUCGACAAGAAAGAUAUGAAGAGCCAGUUCGGCAACCGAGAUAUGAAGAACCUGUGAGACGAUCACCAGUUUGUGAGUUUUUCUCUUGAUUUCUCUUGAUAUUAUUCUGUAAUUGUUUCAUUUUCAGUUGGUCGGCAAAAUGUGGAUGAUCGACGUUAUCAAAGAUCCACUUCAAGUUGUAUGUUUUUUUUCAAUAAGAUUUAAAUUAUGUAAUAUUUUUCAGUUGGACGUAAAAAUGAUGAUGAUGGUUAUGAUCGUGAUCGGGAUCGUGAUUGUAAGUUGGAAAUUUUUACAUAUUUUGAAAAUUGUGAAAAAAAACUUCCCCAAAGUUCAAAUGCUAAAUUAUAGAUGGAUCUAGCUCGAAUCAAAGAAACGGAUAUAAUGAUGAUAAUGGUCGAAUGAGUAGAUCAAGAAGUCAAUAUGACGACGAAGAAGGACAAUCAUCGAGUUUCCAAAGACAUCGAUCACAAAGUCGAAGUAUGAGAGAUGUUCGAACAACCAGAGAGAAUUAUGAUUCUUCUAGUUCUUAUAAUGAUGUAAGUAUUUUUCUCAAAAAAUAAAUAAAUAAAAAGAAUUAAACUGUGAUAUUAUUUUUAGAUACCUCGAGAAACUCCAAUGACAAAUCAAAGAGCAAAUGAUUUAUUGAUUCGUUCUGGAAUUGAUAGUUUAUCAAUUAAUGAUGAUUCGAAUGCAGCAGGAGAAAAAGACAAAUCAGCAAAGAAUACGAAACAAAAGGCAGCUAAUCUACUUUGUGAAAUAUUCAAUAAUAACAAUGGUGGAUCAUUGAAAGUGGAAGAAGUUAUCAGAUUAUUGAAUCAACAUAUGUAAUUGAAAACAGUAAAUUAAUUAUUGAAAUUGAGUUGUUUUCAGUGAUUUGCCAUUGAAGAAAUAUGGAGAUGUUGGAGCACUUGAGAAGUUGAAAGCUGAUAAACCAAAAUCUCUUCAAUGCAUGGAAAUUGACAGAACAACGGUAACGCCCCUUUUUUCUUCAGUCCGCAGUGAGAAAAGUUUGCUUUUUUUGUUUUGUUUUCUCGCCUGUGAAUUUUAUUGAAUUUUGAAACCGAAAUCUGAAAGUCGAACCCUUUUCUUGAUUACUCUACAUUUGUUUUCUUAAAAUGUCAUCAUUACGGAACCCCCCCCCCCUUUUUUUUUUCUCCGAGAAAAAAGAAUUCUCAUCCAUUCCAGUAAAAGUUAGAAACUUUCAGUUUUUGUCUCGUUUAUUUUUUUUAUUAUUUUCAGAGAACAGUUCAUUGGCGAUCAAUUCGAUCAGAUUCUCCACCUCCUUUAUCAACAACUUCAUCUUCUCGAAGACCAGAUUCUGAAUUAUUGAAUAACAGCGGAGAAAUUCAUAAUCAACUUGAAUUGACUGUUUUGAAUUCGAUGUCAAUGAGAGAUGCAAUUUCAAGAUUGAAAUUUGACACGGAUGAUGUAAAAGAUAAGAUAAAUAUUAUUGCAUUGGCUAUACUUAUACAAAAUCCGAAAGUUUUUCAAAUCGAUAAAUUAGAUGGUAAGUUUUUGGAAUUCUUUAGCAUAAUUAAAAAAAAGAGAAUUGAAAACAUAGUUAGAAAAAGGACUAUUUACUAAAGAGAAAGAUGAAUACUUCUCAGAGAAAGUAUGGCUUGAACGGCGCGGUCCGCGGACGAUUUUUCACCGAUUUUUGGGUGAAAAUCAUUACGCGGAUUCCGCGAAAAAAAUUUCGCGGACAGCGAAACUUCAGCCAAUGAGCGUCGAAUUUCGCGCAUUCCGCGAAAUUUUUUGACUUGGAAAUUGGAUUUUUUGCGUUUUUCGCGGAUCCGCGGAUGGACUCGAGAGGAAGGUUAUAAAAAGGAUAAAUUGUAUCGCGUACGCGACAACGAGGAUGGCGCAGCGAGGAAGAUGGAUGACUACAAAACUACAGGAUUGGGAUCGAGGCCGGGUUGGAACUACAAGUCAAUACUAACUUCUGAUAAUUAUCAGUGGUAGUGAAGCAUUUUUAUAUUUCGAGAGUGCAUUGCGCGGACGUUUCGCUAACAGCGGAGUAUAAUUUCGCGGACGUUUCGCUAAAGUUCUUGUGUCAGCCGCGGAUUGGCAGAUUUCUGGGUUUCGCGAACCGCGCCGUUCCAGCCAGACCUUCUCUGAGUUUAUAAAAAUACUAUUUUUAGAAACUGGAACAAUUGUACGGAUUCGACAACAAGAAGUGAAUGCGAGACAAGAAACUGUUAGAAAUGGUAAUUUUAUUUGAAUUUUGUCUAAUUUUUCAAGGUGUUUGUAAGGUGUUUAUAACAAUUAAAUGUUUUUUAGAUGAUAUUUUGUCUCCAAAUGUUUUCCACGCUUUGGAAUAUCAUCCUUGGUCAUUUCCAAACGAAUUUAAAAAUAUUCCACGCCAAGUUUAUGUUACAAUGAUCAAAUUUAUGGGAUUUCAAAAACAUUUUUAUGUGAGAAUUUCGGAUAAAAAUGAAGAAUAUAUGCACAUGCAUACCAAAAUACAGUAAGUUUUCAUUUUCAGAUAAAAAAAAAUAGAUAAAUUAUUUUUUAGAAAUCUUGCCGAGAAUUAUCAAAACAAACACAGGUCAUUUAGUAUGAGAGAUUGGAACAAAAAUGAUGCUUGUUUGGUUUAUUGCAAAACAAAAAAUACGGAAGAAACAUCGAAUUUUGAAUGGCAUCGUGCUAUUAUUGUAGGACAUGAUGAUGAGGUUGGUAGUUUAUUUUUGAGAUAAAGAAAUCGGGCAGAAAUUUUGCAAACCGAUUGCUCAAAUUCAAAAAUUCAAAAGUUUACAAAUUUUCUGGUUUGAAAAAUCUGAUUUUUUUAAUUUCCGAGAAAGAUCAAAACUUCUUGAGAAUUCUAGAUUUUCCACAUUUUUCUCUCACAAAUAAUAUAUAAAUAUUUUUAUAGGAUGAAAUGAUUGUUGUGAAUCUCAUUGAUAUGGGCCUCAAAAAAUCAUGCAAGCCUGAAAAUAUAAUUCCAAUGCCAACCUCAAUGAGCACAAUUAAUUCAUUCGCAAUUCGUUGUAUUUUGCCAAAUUUCGAUAUUGUUGAAGAUGAAGAAUAUCAAGAAAUCGAAAGCCAUUGGAAAGAUACUUUUGAAGAAAAUGAUCGAAUUCCUUUGUGUAUUGAACCAAUUGAAUGUAUGAAUGAAAGAAAAGGAUUGGUUGUCAAAUUAUUCAGCAAAAAUACUCAACAAAAAUACAUCGAUUUACUUGCUUCUUUGCGAAAAUGCAUCCGGGAAUACUAA